AUGUCUACUCUCUUCACACUCCCCAUCGCAAAAUGCGGCGCCCAUCCCGGCGGAACCCUCACAUGCACAGAACCCUCACCGAGAGUCUACCUCCUCACCCUCCUCUCACCACCCGACAACCGUCUUACAACACCCGUUCUCAAAGCCUUUCUCAACGCCCUCGACAUCAUCGAGUUUGGUCACCCUCACGGCGUUGUAGCGACUACUUCUGGAAUUCCAAAGUUUUAUAGCAAUGGUCUUGAUCUGGAACAUGCUGUUGCGACCGAGGGUUUCUGGCCUUUGCUCUAUGAUGUCUGGGCUCGUUUCUUGACAUACCCUAUGCCUACAGUGGCUCUCAUGAACGGUCACGCUUUCGCAGGUGGUCUCAUGCUCGCCACAGCCCAAGACUACCGCCUCGCCCCAACCCCACGAGGUUUCCUCUGUCUCAACGAGCUUGUCUUCGGCGCACCCCUCAAACCCGCCAUGUCAGCUCUCUUCCGCAUCAAGUACUCCCACGCAACCUACCGAAGCCUCGUCCUCGAAGCCAAGCGCUUCACAGGCGAGGACGCCCUUGCAGCCGGUAUCGCCGACGGUCUUGCGCCCAAGGGCCUCGAAGACCUGCUCAGCUUUAUCAAGGAGAAGGAACUCAUUGACAAGAGCAGGUCUGGUGUCUACGGCGUGCUGAAAAUGGAGAUGUACGCUGGCUUGGUCGAGUUUAUGAGGGGGCCUGCUAUGGAGGCGCAUGAGCAGAGAUUCGAGGAGGCGCAGAGUAGGGAGGGCGAGAGGAAGGAGUUUGGAAAGGUUUGGUAUGAGCAGUGGUUGAAGGAUACCAAGGCCAAGUUGUAG
This is a messenger RNA of Fusarium musae, 825 nucleotides long. RefSeq lists its product as uncharacterized. Gene Ontology annotation, cellular component: peroxisome. Gene Ontology annotation, molecular function: enoyl-CoA hydratase activity; delta(3)-delta(2)-enoyl-CoA isomerase activity. The record is from RefSeq and is a predicted model, not a curated record. The coding region runs from base 1 to 825 and encodes 274 amino acids. Lineage: Eukaryota; Fungi; Ascomycota; Sordariomycetes; Hypocreales; Nectriaceae. The transcript is spliced from 2 exons. Gene Ontology annotation, biological process: fatty acid beta-oxidation.